AUCCGUUGCAACUCUAAUCGACUGAUUAUUUUUCCGAAGGUUACGUAAAACGGAGCAGGAUUACGAGAGCAGCUAUCAUGUGCUACAAUCUGGCGGAAACCUGGUGGUGAACCAAAACGCUGAAGCGCCUCCCCGAGCGUUGUUUCCAAUCAGGACAAUCAGGAAAACGAGGGAACUGCCGUCGGAAAACUGCGACCUGCUAAUGCCAGAAGAUGUCGCUCCAGCAUAUAAGCUGGCGUUCAGGUUUAUCUAUCUGGUAAAGUUUCUGUCUGCACGGAGAAAGUUUAAACAAGCGCUGAAACCGUACGAUGUUAAGGACGUCAUAGAGCAAUACGCAGCUGGUCACGUAGAAAUGCUAGCUCGGAUUAAAGUUUUGCAUCAGAGGUAGCG
Soboliphyme baturini is the source of this 390-nucleotide messenger RNA. The record is from the annotation of a GenBank genome assembly. Lineage: Eukaryota; Metazoa; Nematoda; Enoplea; Dioctophymatida; Soboliphymatidae.